CCACACAUGAGCUGGGUGAUAGUUUGGUGGGGGGAGCUGCUGGAAGGGGUGGGACAGGAGGAGGAGAGAGGGUAGUCUCUGCCUUAACUCUUGCUGUAUCUCUUUGGCACUCGGUGGAUUCCCUGCCUGGACUCCAGUGGGACGGGAAAGGAUAGGACGGGAGGGGCUUGCCUGGGGGAGACCUGCUCUGGCUUCAGAGCCAUGACAAGAGCCAUAUCCAAGGAUGGAGAGCCCAAUGGGGCCACCACAUCUCCUGAAGAGAUAAAAAUAGAGGAGAUGGAAGAGAGAGGCCAGUGGAGGAACAAAAUGGAGUUUGUGCUGUCUGUGGCUGGGGAGAUCAUCGGCCUGGGAAACGUGUGGAGGUUCCCCUACCUCUGCUACAAGAACGGUGGUGGAGCCUUCCUCAUCCCUUACCUCAUCUUCCUCUUCACCUGUGGGAUCCCCCUGUUCUUCCUGGAGACGGCGCUGGGGCAGUACACGAGCCAGGGAGGGGUGACGGCCUGGAGGAAGAUCUGUCCCCUCUUUGAAGGAAUUGGAUAUGCCUCCCAAGUCAUUGUGGGAUACCUGAAUAUCUACUACAUCAUCAUCCUGUCCUGGGCACUCUUCUACCUGUUCAGCUCCUUCACCUCAGUGCUACCAUGGGCCAGCUGUGAUAACUCCUGGAACUCAGAUCUCUGUAUGGACAUUCUGAAUAGAUCCAGCCUGGACAACAGGACCUUGCCAGUGAAUGCCACCUCCUCCAUGAUUGAGUUUUGGGAGAGAAGAGUCCUGGGGCUCACGGAUGGCAUUGACAAACUGGGCACUGUGCGCUGGGAGCUGGCUCUGUGUCUCCUGCUGGCCUGGAUCAUCUGCUACUUCUGCAUCUGGAAAGGGGUCAAGUCCACGGGCAAAGUCGUUUACUUCACUGCCACCUUCCCCUAUGUGAUGCUCCUCAUUCUGCUGGUCCGAGGGGUGAUGCUGCCAGGGGCUGCUGAGGGAAUCAUCUUCUACCUGAAGCCUGACAUCUCCAGGCUGGCAGACCCACAGGUCUGGAUGGAUGCAGGCACUCAAAUCCUCUUCUCUUAUGCCAUCUGCGAGGGGUGCCUGACAGCUCUGGGCAGCUACAACAAGUACACCAACAACUGUUACAGGGACUGCAUCCUGCUCUGCUCCCUGAACAGUGCCACCAGCUUUGUUGCUGGCUUUGCCAUUUUCUCUGUGCUGGGCUUCAUGGCUCGAGAGCAGGGCGUACCUAUUUCACAAGUGGCUGAAUCAGGUCCUGGCCUGGCUUUCAUAGCGUAUCCAACAGCAGUAACAAUGAUGCCCGUGUCUCAGCUCUGGUCCUGCCUCUUCUUCCUCAUGCUGAUCUUCCUGGGACUGGACAGCCAGUUUGUCUGUGUGGAAAGCCUGGUGACAGCUAUUAUUGACAUGUUCCCAGGAGUAUUUCGGAAGAAGGGGCGCCGGGAGCUGCUGAUCCUGGCCAUUGCUGUCAUGUGCUACCUGCUGGGCUUGCUGCUGGUCACCGAGGGUGGCAUGUACAUCUUCCAGCUCUUUGACUACUAUGCUGCCAGUGGCACAUGCCUGCUCUUUGUGGCUGUUUUUGAAGUCAUCUGUAUAGGAUGGGUGUAUGGUGCCGACCGCUUCUACGACAACAUUGAGGACAUGAUUGGCUUCCGGCCGUGGCCCUUGAUCAAGAUUUGCUGGCUGGUGUUCACCCCAGGGCUGUGCUUGGGCGUUUUCCUGUUUUCCUUGAUCAAGUACACACCCUUGAAAUACAACAAUUCCUACGAGUACCCACCCUGGGGCUACCUGCUGGGCUGGCUGAUGGCACUCUCCUCCAUGGUCUGCAUUCCUCUCUAUGCCAUCUUCAUCCUCCUGAAAACCAAAGGACCCCUGAAACAGCGGCUGAUGCAGUUGCUGUCCCCGGCCCAGGAGCUGCCGCAGCCCGGGAGGAAGCGCAUGGGAGCGGCUGCUGCGAGGCCCGAGGGAUGGUCCCCGCCAGUCCAGGAGGUGCUCAGCAUCACAGAGAGAGAAACACACUUCUGAGGCACCCGGGAUGUUUCCUCCGUAACCCAGACUGGUUCGCUCUCUGCUUCCCAAAGCGGUUUCUUUUCCCUUCUCUCGCUCACAGCCGGGACAGUUCCUCUCCUUGCAGCCAGCUGUUCGCACCCUCUGCCAGCAGCGUUCCUCUGUUUCUCUGACACCCUGGGGACAGCUCCUCCUCCGGAGGCUGCAGCACGCUUUUGUCAGGAGUGCCCUUCAUUGCUGACACCGCCUGGGAAGAGAAAAACAACAUUGGAGCAAAAAAAGAAAAAAAUGAAGAAAAAAAGAAAAAAAGGGGGGGAAGUGCAUUCCUGUUGGGAGGAGGAAAAGAAACCACAGUCGUGAAGGUGGUGAGAGAGAGCAGAGAUUAAAGGUGUGAAGGAACCAAGUCAGGGAUGCAAAAGCAUGAAACGAUGGGCCGUCAGCUCAGGAAAUAAGUAAACUGGUUCAGCAGUACAUAAGAAGCUGGAGGAUGAGAAAGGAAAGUGCAUUUCUAGGCCACCUCUGUACAGGGGAGAGAGGCAGGAACAUAUCACAGGCAGUGACAAAAGGAGGCUGCAGUGCCAGCAGCCACAGCCUCAGCUGUCCCUGGGAGGAGAGGAGAGGCAGGGUGCUCGAUGUGCUCAAUGCAAUCCGAGCUGCUCCUGAUGGAUCUCAGGGCACUCUCAGCCUGGAAAAGGGGUGAGGAAUGACUACCUAGGGCACUUGCUCUUGGUCAGAACUACACAGCCCAGUGAAAACCUAUCCAAGAGUGAAACCAAUGAAUAUUUGACAAUUCUGUCAGAAAAUUCAUGGGGUGCAAGAAAAGUCCCAGAGCAGUUGGUAAGAAAAGGAAAAAGAGCUGCAGCACAGCUGGGAAAAUGAGACCCUGAGGAUUGCACGCCCACAAAUUUAACUGCACUGCUGGGGCAUUUUGUAGAGGGAUUUUUGGAGGAGUUGAUGGGCCUGGUCCUGUGCUGCAGAGCGGCUUUGGGAAGAGGGUGGGAGAGCGAUUGCACUGCCUUGGCUUUGUGCAGAUGACUGCUCAGGGGAUAAGGAAAACAUAAUCAAGCACAAUAAUCAUCAGCUCAGGCAAGAUAAAGCAAAGUUAAUAGGUAAUAUGGCUUCACUGGAAGCAGAUUGUGUCGAAUUAAAGUUUGGUUGUUGCCAGGGUAGUCAAAAAUGUGAGGCAAUGGGUGGGAGGAAAUGUGCUCUGAUGGCGGGUUUGGUGCAGUGCCAGAUGAGUGUGUCCUGUGGAGGCUGGGGCUGUAAAGCUCCCUGCCAAACCCUGCUUCAA
Poecile atricapillus (Black-capped chickadee) is the source of this 3298-nucleotide messenger RNA. RefSeq names its product solute carrier family 6 member 12 (gene SLC6A12). NCBI's taxonomy places the organism in Eukaryota, Metazoa, Chordata, Aves, Passeriformes, Paridae. The transcript is spliced from 15 exons. Bases 202 to 2025 code for a protein of 607 amino acids. Gene Ontology annotation, biological process: sodium ion transmembrane transport. The record is from RefSeq and is a predicted model, not a curated record. Gene Ontology annotation, cellular component: membrane.